AAUAUUAUAGUUUAAUGAGCAACGACAUUCCUGACUUUACGAACAUGAUGACAAGAUAAGAAAUUAGAGCUAAACAAUUACAAUUUUUUUCACCAAAAUUAAACAACAUAAAAUUACUAUAUUACCCUAAAAUUUGCACAAUCUAUGCUUGAUUUCUUUGAAGUCCAUACCCCUUUUUGCAUUUCAUGUUCUCAUUCCCUAAUUCUGAUACAUUUUCAAUGGCAAUUCAAAUAGUACCUCUUCAACCGUUAUUACCCUACAAACUCCAAACUUCCCUCCAAUUUCAUGUACCUUAUUCUUCAACCUUCUUUAAUCUUCAAAAUAAAAUCAUUAAGUUCUCAACUUCUUCUCUGCAAAUACCAUGUAAAUCCCUUAAUUUCAAUGGUGCUACAAUAAGAGGGUCAGUGCCCUUGAGCAAUGAAAUUCCCCCAAAUGCCUUUCGUAGAAAACAAGACCCACUUUGGAGAGGAGGUUUCAGCUUAGGGGUAGAUUUGGGAUUGUCUCAUACUGGCCUUGCCAUUAGCAAAGGCUUCUCCUUUCGCCCUUUAUCUGUGUUGAAUUUGAGAGGGCAGAAGCUUGAGCUUCAACUUAUUGAAAUUGCAGAAAAAGAGGAAGUAGAUGAAUUUAUAAUUGGGUUGCCAAAGUCAAGUGAUGGAAAUGAGACCCCUCAAUCCAACAAAGUUCGUAGCGUCGCUGGAAGGUUGGCUGUCAGGGCUGCUGAGAGGGGCUGGAGGGUUUAUUUGCAGGAUGAAUAUGGCACAUCAGUUGAAGCAAUGGAUCGAAUGAUCAACCUGGGUGUCAACAAGUCUACACGUCAUGGAAAAAUCGAUGCCUAUGCUGCAAUGAUGGUGUUGGAGAGAUAUUUCUCCAAGUCAGGUGAAGGAACUGAACUUGUAUGGCCAAAGCAAUUGGAAUUACAAGAAAAGAUUCGGAAGGGUCCGCCAGAAGACGAUGAUUUCUUGUUUUGAAUUGUAGCAUGUCUUGAAGCACUCCCACAACUUAAAUACCACACCAGUUUCUAUGAACAGACUCAUACUGCCUUCUGCGUUGAAGGUGGAGAGUAGAAUAGAUUCAUAUCCCGCAUUAACGAGUUUUCUGUAUAAUCUUGUGUAUUCUUUCAUUUGAGCGUUGUCAAAUGCUUUUGUAUGUCAUUUUAGGCCCUGUUCUUUAGAGUUGA
This is a messenger RNA of Chenopodium quinoa (quinoa), 1177 nucleotides long. RefSeq names its product putative pre-16S rRNA nuclease. The transcript is spliced from 6 exons. The record is from RefSeq and is a predicted model, not a curated record. Gene Ontology annotation, biological process: rRNA 5'-end processing. NCBI's taxonomy places the organism in Eukaryota, Viridiplantae, Streptophyta, Magnoliopsida, Caryophyllales, Amaranthaceae. The coding region runs from base 186 to 968 and encodes 260 amino acids.